Molecule: messenger RNA, 921 nt
Organism: Rhipicephalus microplus (southern cattle tick)
Lineage: Eukaryota; Metazoa; Arthropoda; Arachnida; Ixodida; Ixodidae
Source: RefSeq, a predicted model, not a curated record
AUGGAAGAGAGUCCGUUCGCCUGCAAGGGCUUCUUGGUGGAACGUGUCCUCGACCACCUGGAGACCGAGGAACUGUUCCCAUGCGCCGAGGUCAACCGGCUGUGGCAGUCGGUUGCCCUGUCCUUGCUGCGCAGGAAGCUGAUCUCCGUCUCCGUUUGCUGCGCGCCGGACUCGGAGAGGGCCGUCCCAGUGUCGGCGCUGGGCAGCUCCCACGUGUGCGCGGACAUAUUCUGCUCAAAGUUCGCUCGCUACCGAAACAUCGCACGCCUGGCGGGACUGCGGCCAUCGCUGGUGUUUCUAUCUUACCACGCCGACCUGAACGAGGACAAACGAACCGUAGUACGCCUGCGUGAGUUCCUGUCUCCGGAUUCGGUCAGCGUGUACUUCAAGCUCGAGCUUGCCCGAACCAUCUACGACGACGUCAUACACGAGGGCAUCUUUGGCGAGUUUCUGUUCAGCGCCGAUGAAGAACGGUCCUCGGAGUCUGCCCGGACAUCGGCGGUGGGCGGCGAUGGAGGCGCCGUUUUCCGCAACGUGCUCCCGGGUGUCCUCGUCUUCAAGUGGCUUCGCGUCACUGAGAUUAACAUCGAGGGCAACGCGGUAACCUCGCACUUCGUGGAGGAGGCCACCGGAAGGACCGUGCAGAUAACGUCCGCUACCGUCUUAGGCGGAAUGACCCGGAAUCAGCUGGACCCGUUCAUGAGGCGGCUGAGCGAGCACUUCGGCUCCACCGGCGGCACCAUCACCGUGGCGUUUCCUCGGAACCAGGACGAGGCGCUCGGAGAGCUGGAGGCCUUCGAGCGCUGUUUUCCGUCGGUGCCGGCGUUGGCCAACCAGGCCACCGAGUUCAACGUGGACGGUCCGUACGCGCCGAUGAGCCGGCUCAAGCUCGUACUGCUGCUCAUCAAGCUGCUCGACUGA